CAUGUCCAUGGCGGCUCAAGUCUUUGAUGCUCAAUCGCUGAAAAAUAUCGGCAAAAAGGCUUGUGGGGGCCUGUACCCGCUACUUCCAACGUUCUCAAACAUUAUGUGGAUUUCGUUACAGGGCUUGCGCUUGGAAACGACGACGUUUCAUCUCAGCCCUUUUCCAGCUUCCUCAGUGGCUUGGUUCCAGGCGCCAGAAAAGGGCUUUCUCCAGCGGUUGACGGGGCAUCGAUCCAGAGCCCGUGUUCCUGUUGGCAGACUGUCGGGGUUGGUAACAACGGUAGGUCCCUGGGAUCCCUGAGAACCAUUUUUGCGUGGCAGGGCCCCAGUCUUGUCUGAACAUGUUGUAACCUCAGACCCGUCCCUCUAACGCUCAGCAGGCUCAGCAUAGCGAGCAGACAGUAUGCACAGCACAAAGAAUGAAUUGUGCUGUAGGGAGGUCAUGCCUGAAAAAUCUCGAAUUGAUUGACCUAGUUGACGACCACCCUACAGUGAAUAUUUUCUGGCUGGUGUUGUUGAUGAACAGGGUAGUGAGCAUGUUGUUUCUCGGGGCGCUACUGAAAAAGAAGACCCCCAUGUGUGAUCUCCGGGUGUGGGUCAGACGCAAGGAGGAGACUGGCAUGAACCCCUUUGCAGCCAUCCCUAGAGGACGUUGAUUGGCCGCUAAAGCCAAGAAUGCAGGCCAUCAAAAUCGGGAUGACUUCGGACGACCUUUUAUCUUUUUUUUUUUCUUUUUUUUUUUUUAUCGAAUUGAUUUAUGCAGCCUUCUUUUAAUAUUCUUUCAUGUUUUUGGUUUGCAAAGAUUAUACGUUUAUAAGACGUGGCAUCAGCGGAGCUAAAACGAUUACUACGUAUACCAGGUUUGAUAGGUUCAGUGAGACUCAAGACCAUUACGAAGACUGGACGAUACUACCAAAAGCGGAAUUUGAAUCGAUACCUCACCGCUGGGUAAUGCCAAAACCAUCCGAGACAAGCCGAUGAACAAGCUCGGUACUACAUAGAGCCCGCGCAUAUCCUUGUUGAGUGUUAUGUCAGGCAAGCUGGGCAGUUUGUGCAACGCGGCCCAGCUCCUUACAAUCACGUCUCGCCCCUUCCUAGCCCCUUCAACCUCUCGUUGUGCCGUACAGGGGGAUAGGAGUAUCAGGUCCUGAAGAGCUCGAGACCCGACCCUGGCAAGCCACUCAGAUUCACAAUGCAAAUGACAGUAAACGGGUAUACCGGCACCACUGCGCUACAGUACGUGCCUUCACAAACGUCUCCGAAUGAGCACUUGAUCCGCCACACAAACUAAGAGGGGCGUUACUGUUGUGGACACUGCUACGAAAGGCCGUUUUUAUGCGUCUUUUGCUGUGGCGCAGAGUUUCUGAAUUCAUACCAAAGGCGGUGCCAUAUGCAACUAUGCGCUUCAGUUAUAACACUCUCUACGGGUAGACCAUGGGGCUCUCGAAUUCUGAUCGUUGCACAAACCUGUCCUUAAUACGGAGCACAAAACAUGAUGAUAUGUAGCCUCCAGGCGGUCGCAUAGGCUGAAAAAUCAGGCCAGAGCAGCACAAUCAGCCUAAAAUCAACGGCGAAACUGACAGUUGUUGCCCACGACGGCAGGACCCGUUUCUCUGCACCGAUGAAAGCCACAGCGCUAAAUACAGAUGGCAACCGGGACGGUGGGGGUGUCACAGUGCCACUGCACAUCGGACAAAAACCCAUUGUCGAAAAGAGAUCGACCAAGGAUUAGUGUUUGGUGGAGUCACUAAUAAUACAUCCCUUUUUACGUGUGUGAAAUGCGUGGUAAACAGCCCCCACUUAGGACCCGAAAGGAGCAGUGGAAAGCCAAGACAAAGCCAAGAGUAGCUCCUAGCCUUGCAAGGGAGAGCUCCGGUGCCAUACGGGGAGCAUGGGAGAGCGUGUUGUAGUGUCCGGAAUAUUAAAACGUCUCGACGGUAGGUUCGUAUCGAGCGGUCGCGAUGUUCUGUUCUUUUGGUCUUCAGUCUUCUCAGUUGUAGGCCCAAAACCUUUGUCAUUUAGUCGUUUUUGUUCUGUCAUUUUCCUUCCCCCUCCUUUUCUUCCCCCCACCAUCAUCCUCCCUCUCAGCGGACAGCAGAGCUCUGGUAGUUCUCUAGCAAUUGCCUCUUUUGGCGUGGGCUCUUCCUGUUCUGCGACUCCGAUCAAAUCAUCGUCCAUCUCAACCCCGACCAUCACUUGAUCGUUUCUUUCUUUGCAUCUUUUCGUUUGGUUCUUUUUCUUCUUCUCGUGGCUGGCCUCAUAUUUCACUUUACAACUGCAUCAAUACUCGACUUUUAAUACUCAGUACGGUUUCCCCGUUUCUUUUCAGCCUUGACGAGUUCAACAACAUCGACGAAGACCAAAUUCAGACUUUGGGGACCACAACCUUAUACCCACUGUCAAAAGUCAAAUUGGCAUUCUUGCAGCUCAACACUUGGCAUUCGAUCCCACGUGCGUUCAGCUCCUGCAGUCGGCGCAAGACAUCGCACAGCAACCAGGACUAAUUGGACAGUCGAAGUCGCUCAGAUUUCGGCACUUCUAUUACCCGCUUGCAUAGUCCCUGCUUAUCGCUGGGAUUCACAAGUGCGACGUGCUUGCAUUUUGUGGCUAGCCUCGAUUGUGGCACAACAAACAGAACACAUCUGAAUUAGCGUAACGAGAUCUGUUCCAGCAGGACGGAGAUUUUUGCUUGGUUGCAUUGAGUUGCCACCAACAAAGAACCCAGCAUCGGUCGCUAAAGUACCUCGCAUCCCGAGAAUUCGAUCGCUGCCUGCGUUUGCUGCUCUGUCAGCCUGCAGCUACGUGCUAAGCCAAGCUAGCUUACUGUGUUGUAUCCGUUUCCGAAGAAGCCGCACCCCUGCCAGUUGUGCUGCGUCCACUGGGACCCGCCCCGAAAAUACCUAAUCACACGUACCAAGCAAGGCCCAAGUACCGUAUAACCGCCCGGUAAUCAGAGCAAAGCCACUCACUAUGGCCGCCGACUCCGCAAUCUGCUCGCCCACUUCGCUGCUGCAUCCCACUCUCUCGCGCCCCGAGGGUCUUAAAACCUCGGAACGUCCCAAGACGUCUUCGGUGGCAUUUAACGAUCCUGUAUCCCUCAACUCUGUCCUCAGCCUGGACGACGCCAAAUCUAAGAUUCGCAAGAAUGCAGCCGAUCUGACCACAGUAGCGCCUGCACUCGCUGCCGCCUCCGCAUCCGCAUCUGCAUCUGCAGCAGUCGCCGCUGAUCCUGUUACCUCUAAGCUCUUGGGCCACCACCGAAGUACGCCUUCGGUUGACGGAAUCCCCCGUCAGACUUUGAUGAAGGCUCUAGCAUCAGUUGCCCGCAACAACAAGCCCGAUCCCCUUGCCUUGAACGGCAUGCUCUCCAAACAGACUGGGGCUGAUCCCCGCCCUGAUACGGCCACGUCGUCGCAGAAGCUCUGCGAUGCCCUCAACGACUUGGCCGCACGCACUUCAACUCCCACCACAGCCUACCCCAGUCUCCAGUCACCUUGCUUUUACCACUCGCGGUUCGAGGAGAAUGUCAACAUCGACAAGGUCCUCGAGGAGAUCAAGAGCGAUGAGUACAUGUCGCAUUCCCGUCUGGUGCAGACUGCCACCGGCGUCCGAGAGGUUGCCAAGCAGUUGCAGAGGAGACCCAUCAAGCGCGCAGUGCGCAACAUCAUGAUCGUCACCAAGGCUCGCGACAACGAGCUCGUCCUCCUCACCAGGGAACUUACUCAGUGGCUUCUCAGGACUCCGCGUUACGGCUCCAGCUUGGGUGUCAAUGUCUACGUCGACGCCAAGCUGCGCAACUCGAAGCGUUUUGGUGCGGCCAGCAUUCUGGCAGACAACCCCCGCUUCGAGACGAUGCUGCGCUACUGGUCCCCCGACCUGUGCUGGAGCCAUCCUGAGAAGUUUGAUCUGGUCCUAACUCUGGGUGGCGACGGCACUGUGCUCUUCACCUCUUGGCUGUUUCAGCGAGUCGUACCCCCGGUCCUCUCCUUCAGCCUUGGCAGCUUGGGUUUCUUGACCACUUUCGAAUUUGAAAAGUACAAGGCUCACCUGGACCGCAUACUCGGCAAUGAGGGUAUGCGUGUCAACCUGCGCAUGCGCUUCACCUGCACGGUCUACCGCGACGGCUCGUCCAUGGGCCAAGAGCAGAUCAUGGAGGAGGGUGAGCAGUUCGAGGUCCUGAACGAGCUCGUCAUCGACCGCGGCCCAUCACCCUAUGUGUCGAGUCUGGAGCUGUACGGUGACGAUGACCUCCUCACCGUCAUCCAGGCCGACGGCUGCAUCUUCUCAACCCCCACCGGCUCGACCGCCUACUCGCUGUCGGCUGGUGGCUCGCUUGUCCACCCGGAUAUCCCCGCAAUCCUGCUCACCCCUAUCUGCCCCCACACUCUGUCCUUCCGGCCUAUGGUGCUGUCGGACACAAUGCUGCUCAAGGUGACUGUGCCGCGCAACAGCCGUGCGACGGCCUACUGCGCCUUUGACGGCAAGGGCCGCGUUGAGCUGAAGCAGGGUGACUGUGUCACAAUCACGGCAUCCCAGUAUCCCUUCCCGACCGUCGUCCGGACCGACACAGAGUGGUUCGACUCAGUGUCGCGCACCCUGCGCUGGAACACGCGCGCCGCCACCCAGAAGGCUUUUGAGCCCGGCACUAAGGAGGGUGGUGCCUCUGGCAUCGACGACAGCGAGGAUCCUGAUUGGGACAUUGACACCGACUCGGCCUGCUACGUCAGCGAGGAGGGUAGUAUGGCGGCCAGUCCGCUACGGAGGCAGAUGAGCCUCCUUGGCAUGUAAUCUUCUGUCUACAUUCUCGACGUAUAUGCAUCUCAUUUACGCAAAACAACAAAAAGAGAUAAACCAACUUCCUUUUUUAUACUUCAUGAUAAAGAACCUUUUCUGCAGCAUUUUGGGCGAGCAUCAUUCCAACACUUGACGAGUCGUCGUGAUGGACACAUUUUACACCGGACAAUGUUUUGUUUCCCUUUUUCUUAGAGGUCUUCUAGACAUCAACCAUUGCAUGGGAUGUGGGUAGAUCUUCCCGGUAUUUACAUAGUUUAAAGAGUAUUUACUCCCC
Messenger RNA from Pyricularia oryzae 70-15, 5068 nucleotides. RefSeq lists its product as uncharacterized. The transcript has 2 exons. The record is from RefSeq and is a predicted model, not a curated record. Gene Ontology annotation, molecular function: NAD+ kinase activity. The coding region runs from base 2971 to 4788 and encodes 605 amino acids. Lineage: Eukaryota; Fungi; Ascomycota; Sordariomycetes; Magnaporthales; Pyriculariaceae. Gene Ontology annotation, biological process: NADP+ biosynthetic process; NAD+ metabolic process.